AUGUCACCACUAAAUCGCUGGCUGGUGGCUUUCACAGUUUCCCAGCUAUGCUCUCCGAUUCAAUCCUUUAUCACUCCAGUGAUUUUGAACAACAAUAACAUCGCAACAUGCCCUUCCAUAACUUCCUACAGAGAAAGAUCCAUGGCUUUGCAAAUGGUCUGUAGUAGCAAGAGUGCUGGCAAAGAAGAAGAAAAAGAUGUCAAGACGUCAGAAAAGGUUCCCAUCACCUUGUUAAGCGGAUUCUUGGGCGCUGGAAAGACAACGACCUUGCAGCAUUUGUUGGAGAAUGUCGAAGGCACCAGAAUUGGAGUGAUUGUCAACGAUGUCGCAAGCAUUAACAUUGACGCCAAACUGAUAACGGGGAAAAAGGAGGGUGUCGUCGAACUCCAGAAUGGAUGCGCCUGUUGCUCGUUAUCCAAUGAAUUAUUGGCAAGUGUGGAUCAAUUAUUGGGAAAUGCCCAUAAAUUUGAUGCCUUGGUAGUGGAAAUGAGUGGAGUAGCCGAUCCGAUUUCCAUUCAAACCAACUGGAAGAAUGCGAAGGUUGAGGGGAAUCCAGUAGUGGAAAAGGCAGAAAUUGCGCAAGUAGUGACUCUGGUGGAUUCAACAACCUUUGGUACAGAUUGGAUGACAUGGGAUACAGCUGGCGAUCGUGAGAAAUGGUCGAGUCAAUCCAGUAGUGAUUGUGGUCAGACUAAAAAGGUUCCUGAACUCUUGGCGGAGCAAAUUGAAGCUGCCAAUGUCAUUGUGCUCAACAAGAAGGACUUGGCGGGACCUGAACAGUUGGAGGUUGCCUCGUCAUUAGCACGAUCGUUGAAUGCCAAGGCCAAAAUAAUAACAGCCGAGUAUGGAAAAGUAAAACCAUCGGAUAUAUUGCAAGAGCUGGCGGUUCCAAAAGAAUCUGGUUGUUGUAGUAGCGGAACUAGUGAUAAAGAGUCCAAGUUUGAAGAGAAGGCCAGUUGCUCUUCCAAGGCAAAGAAGGAAGCCAUUGACAGUUUCAAGGCAGCUACAAAGGAACCAAAUUGUUGCGAAAAGGCUGCGGCUGAAGGAUCCAGUUGUCGUGACCACGACCACUCCAAGGAUGCCGCACCCGCCAACAAUGACGGUGCUUGUCUCAUGUCUAGUGACAAUAACAAGAUUGGUGUCACUAGCUUUGUAUACAAGGCGGAUCGGCCAUUUCAAACUGUGAAGCUGCUCAGUUUGUUGGAGCAAUGGCCAGUCCCUAUCAAGGACGAUUUGGAUUUGUCUCUACUCAAAGAAGCGCAGGAGAGAGACUACGAGGUACAAAGCAAAGAUCAAGAAGAUUCUCCUUUUUUGGGAGUACUACGAAGUAAGGGAUUCUGUUGGUUUGCUCCAACCCGGUGGAGUGGGCCAAAGGAAGAUGUUUGGAGACAUGACGCUGCUAUGUAUUGGAGUCAUGCUGGAAAGCAGUUUGGAAUCACCAGAGCAGGACAGUGGUGGGGAACAGUUGGUAGAGAGGAGAUGAAGGAACGGCUGGCUGGAGAUCCCGAGGAAUGCAACCGGAUCCUGGAAGAAGAUUUCGUGACCGAAGAGUUUGCUGAUCGUCGACAAGAGAUUGUGUUCAUUGGCAUUGGAAUGGAUGAAGAAGAGAUUAGAAGGUCACUCGACGACUGUCUGAUGAAGGAUAAGGGUAUGAAGCGAUAUCGAGAAUACCUAUCUUACACACAAGAUGGAGUCCUUCUCUAG
Messenger RNA from Cylindrotheca closterium, 1704 nucleotides. The record is from the annotation of a GenBank genome assembly. Lineage: Eukaryota; Bacillariophyta; Bacillariophyceae; Bacillariales; Bacillariaceae.